This is a messenger RNA of Anopheles aquasalis, 765 nucleotides long. RefSeq lists its product as uncharacterized. Lineage: Eukaryota; Metazoa; Arthropoda; Insecta; Diptera; Culicidae. The record is from RefSeq and is a predicted model, not a curated record.
UGGUGGAAUUUUGUGGACAAGUUUUCGUUGCAACAGCAGCCGAAAUGCCGAAGUCGACGUCAGAGCCAGCAAACCGACCAACGCAGAACAGGCAAAAGUGUUUCCUCUGCAAGAACAGCCGGUACAAGGAUAAGAAUUGCCGGUUUUUCCGGUUUCCGGCACGAGGCACCCCGAUGUGGAAUCGCUGGCUCGAGGCACUCGGGCUAACGGAUGAGGACAUCGGAACUCGCUCGAAUGCAUCCAUUAAGCUCUGUCAGCUACACUUUCAGCCGAAAGAUUUCCUAACCCGCCAGCUGUCCGCAAUGGCGAUUCCGGUUCCCUUGGUGGAAUGUGUUCAACCGAACGUGGUCAACGAUGGGGCUGCACCGGAGACGCUCUUUGGAUCUUCCUUCGAGUACAUAUUGGAUGAACCGACGGACGAGGAUAGCAACAGGGAUACAUUUGAGGACCUUCAAGAAGCGCAAAUAGAUGACCAGGGGAGCACAGUUGAGCCGGAACCGGAACCGGCUCGUGAUUCAUGCCCAAUCCAAUUCGACGAGCUGAUUGUUGAUAAGGCACCGGAGUCACCGAAACAUAGCCGUUGCGAUGUGCCACAGCAUAGAAACCUGGAGGAACAGCUCCGGCAGGCUCGGGCACUGGUUUUGCAGUUGCAGAGGAAAAACGAUUACCAAAGGCUCCUUAUCCAGGAGCAAAAGACCGUAUUAUCCAGUCUGGGUGUGCAGUGUGUCAUCAAAGACGAAUCGUACGGCGAAUCACCGGAAUGAG